UUGUUAAGACAGUUUAUAUCUCAUAUGUCGUCACUUUGUUUAUCUGAUAUAUUUGUUUCGAAGCGACCAUCGUCAUCUGUAGAUGCUUUUUUUGAUGUAAUUGAAAAGGAAAAACAAGUCUUAUCUGCGAAACGAGAGGUAGAGAAUAGGACGGAUAUAGCUUGCCAAAAUUCAAUAUUAGGUGCUCUUCAAAUACUAGAAACAGCACGUGAAGAACGAACAGAGACGAUAGCGAAUUUAUUGAAACGAAA
Molecule: messenger RNA, 251 nt
Organism: Ambispora leptoticha
Lineage: Eukaryota; Fungi; Glomeromycota; Glomeromycetes; Archaeosporales; Ambisporaceae
Source: the annotation of a GenBank genome assembly